Messenger RNA from Manis javanica (Malayan pangolin), 15844 nucleotides. Lineage: Eukaryota; Metazoa; Chordata; Mammalia; Pholidota; Manidae. The record is from RefSeq and is a predicted model, not a curated record.
AGUCCAACAUGAGUGAGUUACCUGCACGGUAGCUGCAGGCUGGGCUCUAACCAGAUAACAUAGCCAUCGGCUUCCAGCAGAGAUGAACAAGAUUGUGUAGAGAGGAAAGAUAAUUUCUCCCUUGAGUCACAACAAGACAAUCAGAAAAAGCAUAAAAGCUACAUGGCCCCAAUCAAAACUGAAAAUGCUUUUAAUGUCUGAGCAAUUUUGAGAGGAUUGAUUUAUGAGGACAAGAUGACUGUCUGGCUGAGCUCUCUGACAAAUAUUGAAAUACUACUUUUGAUAGUGCCUUGCCUGAGUUUCCACAUUGAACCCAAAGAAGGUAGCCUUGCGGGGGGAACGUGGAUCACAGUCGUUUUUGAUGCUUUGGAGGCGGGGCUCCUUUAUCCCACCAAUGGCUCUCCGCUGGAGAUGCGCCUGGUGAAUGUGGCCGUGCCUACGCUGCCGAGCGUCCCCUGUGACAUCUCUCCUGUCCCCCUGGAUUUGCUGGUGGUGAUGUGCAGGACCAGAUCUCUGCAGACUGAAGCACAUGAGGGUCUCUACUACCUGGAAGUGCUCGCAGGGGGACAUGUGGUAGGCAGCCCGCCUCCCGGCCCACAAGACAGCUGUACUUUCAAGUUUUCCAGGGCACAGACACCCAUUAUUUACCAAGUCAACCCACCAAGUGGAGAUCCAGGAAAACUAGUACAUGUGUAUGGCUGGAUCAUCACUGGAGUAUCAGACACCUUUGAUUUUGAUGUUGACUACAUUGAUAGCCCAUUGAUCUUGGAAGCUCAAGGAGACACAUGGGUCACAGCCUGCUCUGUUGUGAACAGGCAGACAGGAAGCCACUAUCCCAUACAGGAAGACCACGGUCUGGGGACUGUCCAGUGCCGCGUGGAAGGCAAUCACAUCGGUUCCCAGAAUGUUAGUUUUUCAGUAUUUAACAAAGGAAAGUCAAUGGUACACAAGAAUGCAUGGCUGAUCAGUGCUAAACAGGACCUGUUUCUGUACCAGACGUACUCAGAAAUAUUAUCUGUGUUUCCAGAAGCCGGGAGCCUUGGGGGAGGAACAGACAUCACAAUUACAGGAGACUUCUUUGACAGUCCUGCCCAGGUGACCAUUGCAGGCAUUCCAUGUGAUAUUAGACACGUGUCUCCCAGGAAGAUCGAGUGCACCACUAGGCCCCCAGGAAAGGGUGCGAGGCUCACUGCUCCUCAGGCAGGUAACCGCGGGCUUCUUUUUGAAGUUGGAGAUGCUGCUGAGGGCUUGGACCUGACUGAGGCCACCCCUGGGUAUAGAUGGCAGAUUGUCCCUAAUGCCAGUUCUCCAUCUGGAUUUUGGUCAGUGGAAGGGCAACCUUUCAGUGCACGGCUCAGUGGCUUCUUUGUGGCCCCAGAGACAAACAAUUACACUUUCUGGAUCCAGGCUGACAGCCAAGCUACCCUUUAUUUCAGUCGGUCAGAGGACCCAAGGGCCAAGGUGAAGGUGGCCUCCCUCAGGGUGGGCACUGCUGACUGGUUCGACUCCUGGGAGCAGAAUGGGAAUGAGGGGACCUGGCAACAGAAGACGCCCAAGUUGGAGCUGGCUGGCGGAGCCAGGUACUACCUGCAAGCAGAGCACCGCGGGAGAGCCCCCAGCGGGGGGAUGAGAAUCGGUGUCCAGAUCCACAGCACCUGGCUGAAUCCUGACGUGGUCAGCACCUACCUCCGGGAGAAGCAUCAGAUCCGAAUCCGUGCCCAGAGGCUUCCAGAAAUCCAGUUGCUGACUGUGUCUGGCGGAGGGAACUUCUUUCUUACGUGGGACAACGUCUCUAGCCAGCCAAUUCCUGCCAAUGCUACAGCCCAUCAGAUUCAAACAGCCAUUGAGGAGUUACUUGCAGUCAAAUGCAGACUGGAACCCCUUUCGGCUAACAUCCUGCUCCGGCUUGGGUUUGAACAAGGCCUAGAAGGUUCCGGCUCUGAGGGGGAGCUCACCAGUGGGACGGAGCCCUUCUGUGGAAGGUUCAGCCUCCGUCAGCCUCGACAGCUUGUCCUGACACCCCCGGCUGCCCAGGAGGGCUUUUGGCUAGACCAGAACACCCACUUGUGCAUUGCAUUCAAAGGCCACAUGAAUAGUAUCUUGAGGGUGACUGUGACCUUCACAAUCAACUUUCAAGACAUCUUUAAGAAGAACAUCACCUGUGACUGGAGUCUCAUGGGGACCAGUCCAGACAGCUGGCAGUUCACUUGCAUUGCCCUCUGGAAGACUUGUGUGCACCGCUCUGCUUAUCGCCAGCCGCCUCUGGGAAACUCCCCCAUCCUAGUUCACCGGAUCGACCUCAUCCCUCAGUCUCCUGAGACGGGCAUGUUCUAUGUGGAUGAAAUUAUUAUUGCUGACACAAAUAUAACGGUUUCUCAAGCUGAUUCUGGAACAGCUCGCCCAGGAGGGAAUCUGGUGGAAUGGCUGUCUGUGGUGGGAUCCCCUCCGGCCUACAAUGUGACCUCGUGGUUGGCGGGGUGUGGCCUGGCACUCCCACUCAUCGCUGCAAGCUUUUUCCUUUUCCAGGUGGUUGUGCAAGUCAACGACAUACCAGCUCAUUGCUCAGGGUCCUGUUCUUUUCAAUACCUUGAAGGGUCAACUCCCCAGGUCCAUUCUGUGUGGUAUUCCCUUGAUGGUGACGUCAAUCUGCUGGUUUAUAUUAUUGGAACUGGUUUCUCUGGUGACUCCCAGGCCUUGGAGAUUGCAGUGAACAAAACGAGCUGCAAAGUUAUUUUCUCAAAUCAAACGAAAGUGGUCUGCCAGACAGACCCGCUACGAGGGUUCUGGGCCACCAUUCGAGGCUCUAGCUUGGAAGAUGUUAGCCUUGUGUUAUUUGGAUCUCAGUCCUGUGCCAUCAGUGUCAACACAAGCAAUUCACAAAGAAUUCAGUGCAAAGUUCCACCCAGGGGCAAAGAUGGACCCAUUGUGAAUGUGACUGUGAUUGGAGGGGACCAUUCUGCAGUUCUUCCAAUGGCAUUUACAUAUGUUUCCUCUUUAAAUCCAGUGAUUGUGUCUUUGAGCAGAAACAGAAGCAACAUAGCAGGAGGUGAGACCCUUUUCAUCGGCAUGGUGCUGCUGGCGAAUGACACAGGUUUGGGUGUGGAAGUCCGCAUCCAGGAUACCUGGGCUCCAGUUGGUGUGCAAAUGGCUCGGGGCUUGGAGGUGGUGCUGCCCCCUCUGCCUGCCGGUCUCUACAGAAUCUCAGUCUCCAUCAAUGGGAUCAACAUUCACUCACAAGGGGUUGAUCUUCACAUCCAGUAUAUCACAGAAGUUUUCAACAUUGAGCCUUGCUGUGGGUCCCUUCUGGGUGGAACCGUCCUCAGUAUCUCGGGAAUGGGGUUCAGCAGGGACCCGGCUCUGGCGUGGGUGCUUGUGGGCAAUCGGUCCUGUGACAUCGUGAACUCGACAGACACCAACAUCUGGUGUGAGACCCCGCCUGCCCCGCCUCGGCCUGAUGGAGACAGGCUGGCUGUCCCGGCCCCCGUGGAGGUCUGGGCUGGCAACGUGGCCUCCACCCGAGGACCUCCCCCACGCCUGGUGGGAAAAGGCUUUACCUUCACGUAUGAGGCCGCGGCCACACCGGUGGUCACUGCCGUGCGGGGAGAAAUCACAGAUAGCAGCCUGAUGCUUUACGUGCAAGGAAGUAACCUCUCUGACUCGGUAAUCAUUCUGGGGGGCCUGAGCUGCCAUCUCGGGAUUUUCAGGAGCAACACGAGCCUAUCUGGGUGCGCUUUGCCUCUUCGCAGUCUGGAGGCGGGCGUCUAUCCCUUCCAAGUACGUCAGAAGCGGAUGGGGCUUGCUAACAUGUCUGCGGUGCCCCCGCGGUUUGUGGUGAUGCCUCAGAUAACGACCAUCUUCCCGACGCAUGGGUCAGCCUGUGGUGGGAUGGCGCUCACGGUGAGGGGCUUGGCCCUCAGCUCUAGCAGGAGGUCAGUCCAGGUUGGAUUUUCAGGUCCUUUUACCUGUGUGAUUUUGAGUUUGGGGGGCCAGAGAGUCAUCUGCCAGAUGGACAUGGUGGGAGACCCCUGGCCUGAUGCUUCCUUCACCCUGAACAUCACAGUCCUGGUCAAUGGGCUACCCGGCAAGUGCCAGGGAAACUGCACUCUUUUCUUGCGGGAAGAGACAACGCCUGUUGUGGACGCCUUGACCGUUAGCAUCAGGGGGUCCCUGACCACAGUGCUGGUGAGGGGUCAGAGGUUAGGCACCACAGCCGAUGAACCCAGGGUGUUUGUGGACGAUCAUCUUCUCUGCACUGUGACUUCCUUUAAUGCCAGCCUCGUGGCGUGCUGGGUCAGGGAUUUGGCUCCAGGACCCCACUACCUAUCAGCUUUACGUACAAGAAAUGGGGAUGCUUGUUUUGGUAAUGUUUCUAGGCACUUCAACAUCAUGCCUCAAGUGUUUCAUUACUCUCCCAAGAAUUUCAGCAUUCAUGGCGGAAGCCUCUUGAGCAUGGAGGGCUCAGCCCUGCGAGGACGGAACAGCACGGUCGUGUACAUUGGCCAGCAGGCCUGCCUGGCGGUGAACAUCAGUGCUGAGCUCGUCCGCUGCAUCGUUCCCGCGGGGAAUGGCUCUGCUGUUCUGGACAUCAGGGUGGAUGGACAUUCAUACCACGUGGGAGUCAUUGUUUACAGCAGUGCCUUCACCCCAGAACUGCUCUCUAUUUCUCGGACGGAUGAUGUCUUAACCUUUGCGGUGGCCCAGAUCUCAGGAGCGAAGAAUGUUGACAUUUUUAUUGGGCCGUCACCCUGUGUGGGUGUCUCUGGCAACCGCACGGUCCUGCAGUGCAUGGUGCCCGCCCUUCCUGCCGGGGAGUACCACGUCAGGGGUUACGACCGCGUGAGAGGGGGGGCCUCCUCUGACCUGGUGUUCACAUCCAGAGUGACUAUUACAGCCGUGACCGAGAACUAUGGCUGCCUGGGUGGAAGGCUCGUGCAUGUGUUUGGAGCAGGGUUUUCUCCAGGGAACAUCUCAGCUGCCGUGUGUGGCGCGCCCUGCCAAGUCUUGGCUAAUGCUACAGUGUCUGCCUUCAGCUGCCUGGUUCUGCCCCUGGAUGUGUCCCUGGCUUUCCUGUGUAGCCUGAAGCAUGAGGAGAGCUGUGAGGCCUUCAGCUGCACCUACGUGCGGUGUGAUUUGACUGUUGCUGUGGGGACAGAGAGACUGCCUGAUCCAUGGCCUUACCUCUAUAUUUGCGAAGAAUGUUCCCGAUGCAUCUUUGCACAAAAUCGUUGGACAAAGUCAGUCUUGCCAUCAUUCUCAGGCCUCUUCAUCAGCCCUAAAGUGGAAAGAGAUGAAGUUCUCAUCUAUAAUAGCUCUUGUAACAUUACCAUGGAAACUGAGGCAAAGAUGGAGUGUGAGACGCCUAAUCAGCCAAUUACCGCCAAGAUUACUGAGAUACGGAAGAGCCGGGGCCAGAACACUCAGGGCGGCUUGCCUGUCCGGUUCUGCGGGAGGUGGUCGAGGGCUCACAGCUGGUUCCCUGGAAGAGUGCCACAAGAUGGCGACAACGUCACGGUGGAGCGUGGCCAGUGGCUGCUGCUGGACGCCAACACGAGCAUUCUCAACUUGCUGCACGUUAAAGGAGGCAAGCUGAUUUUCAUGGAUCUGGGGCCCAUUGAACUCAGGGUGCACUCCAUCCUUGUUUCUGAUGGUGGAGAGCUCCGAAUUGGAUCUGAGGACAAGCCCUUCCAAGGCAGAGCUGAGAUCAAGCUUUAUGGGAGUUCCCACUCCACCCCCUUCUUUCCAUAUGGUGUCAAGUUCCUGGCGGUGAGGAAUGGAACUCUUUCCCUGCAUGGUUCGCUACCGAAAGUAAUGGUGACCCAUCUUCGAGCAGCUGCCUAUGCCCAAGACAGAGUGUUGGCUCUGGAAGAUGCCGUGGACUGGCAACCUGGGGAUGAAGUUGUUAUCAUCAGUGGAACAGGUGUCGAAGGUGCCAAACCUGUGGAAGAGAUUGUCAUUGUGGAAACUGUGCACAAUACAGACCUCCAUCUGCAGUUGCCCUUGAGAUAUUCUUACAACUUCACAGAGAAUUGGGUGGCCAGAGAGCACCGUAUUUUGAAGGUCACGGUGGCCCUGCUCAGCAGGAGUAUUACCAUUCGAGGAAAUCUCACUAAUGAGAGAAUGAAGCUCCUCGCUUUAUGCCAGGAGGCCAAUUCUUCAAAAGGUCAUUUGCAGAACUGUUUGUAUUCCAAGAGUGAGAAAGUGCUGGGAUCCAGGGAUUUGGGGGCCACAGUCAUUGUUCAGUCCUUCCCAGAGGGGCCCAGCCAGGUCCAGUUGAAGGGAGUGCAGUUCCGGGACGUGGGACAAGCCUUCCGUAGGCAUCUGAAUGCGCUGACUCUGGUGGGAGCUAUGAGAGAUUCCUAUGUACAGGGCUGUACAGUAUGGAACUCCUUCAGUAGAGGCCUUGGCCUGUCCAGAACUGUGGGCCUGAAGGUGGACAGUAAUGUGUUCUACAAUAUUUUAGGCCAUGCACUGCUGGUGGACUGGUCAGUACAGGGAAAUAUAAUCAGAAAUAAUGUAAUCAUCAGUCUUUCUGGUGCCGAAGGCCUCUCCAGUCCUGAGAUGUUGACACCAUCUGGUCUCUAUAUCCGCAACCCCACCAAUGUUAUAGAGGCAAACAGGGUGUGUGCUGCCGGUUUGGGGUACUUCUUUCAUCUUGUGACCAGCCAAACAUCAGUAGCUCCACUUCUCUCCUUCACUCGGAAUAUGGCUCACUCUUGCUCCAGGUGUGGUCUCUUUGUAUACCCUAAAUUCCAGCCGCCUUGGGAUAGUAACACUGGCCCUACCCUGUUCCAAGACUUCAUGGUUUGGGGAGGUGCAGGUGGUGCCCAGAUUUUUAGAAGUAGUAAUCUUCACCUGAAAAACUUCCGAGUUUAUUCAUGCAGAGACUUUGGAAUUGAUGUCUUGGAAAGUGAUGCAAAUACUUCAGUGACUGACAGCUUAUUACUUGGUCAUUUUGCCCACAAGGAAAGCCUAUGCAUGUCAGCUGGGAUCAAAACUCCCAAAAGAUGGGAACUGAUAGUAUCUAACAUAACCUUUGUUAAUUUUGAUCUCACUGAUUGUGUGGCCAUCAGGACCUGUUCGGGCUGUUCUCGAGGACAGGGUGGAUUUACUGUGAAGACCAGCCACUUGAAGUUCACAAACUCUUCAAACCUAGUUGCAUUUCCAUUUCCUCAUGCAGCAGUUUUGGAAGACUUGGAUGGGUCUCUGUCUGGGAAAAGCGGAAGUCACAUUCUUCCUUUUAUGGAAACCCUUCCAGCUUCUUGUUUGGUCAAUAGAAGCUUCAGUCAGGUUGCUCCUGGCAGUGUCUGCGGGGAAGAUGCCCUCUUUCAUCAUAUGUCUGUUGGUUUAGCUAAUGCUCCAGAUGUUUCUUAUGAUCUAACCAUAACUGACAGCAGAAAUAAGACAACCACUGUCAAUUAUGUGUGUGACACACUGUCUAACCCUUAUGGCUGGACGGCUUUGCUCUUGGAUCAGGAGACCUACGCACUGCGAUUUGAGACGCCGUGGAUCAACAGAUCUCUGCAGUACUCAGCAACACUGGGCAACUUUGCUCCUGGGAAUUACCUCCUGCUGGUGCACACAGUGGUGUGGACUUACCCUGACAUCCUCAUAAGGUGCGGGCGUCGAGUGGGGCAGUCCCUUCCAUCUCUGCCAUUGCCUGGUCAGGACCAAGGCUGUGACUGGUUCUUCAAUAGCCAGUUGAGGCAACUCACCUAUCUGGUUUCAGGUGAAGGCCAAGUUCAGGUAAUUCUACAGGUGAAGGAAGGUGUGCCCCCAACUACUUCCGCUUCUACCUCUGCACCUGAAUCAGCUUUGAAAUGGUCCCUCCCUGAAGCAUGGGCGGGAGUUGAAGAGGGCUGGGGAGGACACAACUGUACCAUUCCAGGUCCUGGGGAUGAUGUCCUUGUUUUACCCAACAGGACUGUCCUUGUGGAUACAGACCUGCCAUUCCUCAAAGGCCUCUACGUGAUGGGGACGUUAGAAUUCCCUGUGGACAGAAGCAACGUUCUGAGUGUGGCGUGCAUGGUCAUCGCAGGCGGGGUGCUGAAAGCUGGUACUUUAGAAAAUCCAUUAGAAAAAGAACAAAAGCUUUUGAUUCUCCUUAGAGCCUCAGAAGGAGUCUUUUGUGACCGUUUCAAUGGCAUUCAUAUUGAUCCAGGAACAAUUGGGGUUUAUGGGAAAGUCCAGCUCCACAGUGCUUACCCCAAGAAGUCCUGGACUCAUCUUGCAGCUGACAUCGCCUCAGGCAAUGAGAGAAUUAUAUUGGAGGACACCGUGGACUGGCGACCCCAUGACAAAAUCGUCCUUAGCUCCUCUUCUUACGAGCCUCACGAAGUGGAAGUCCUCACUGUGAAAGAAGUCAAGGCGCACCAUGUCAUGAUCCAUGAACGGCUCAGGCACCGACACAUUGGAAGCGUCCAUGUCAUGGAGGACGGCCGAAAUAUUCGUUUGGCUGCUGAGGCUGGGCUUCUGACCCGAAAUAUACAAAUCCAGCCUGAUAAGUCAUGUAGUGGGAGGCUACUUGUGGGGUCCUACAGGAAGUCCAGCAGUGAAGAAUUUUCAGGUGUGCUUCAACUUUUCAAUGUGGAAAUUCAGAACUUUGGGUCACCACGGUCUUCCUCCAUUGAAUUCACUAAUGCAUCGGCAGGGUCCUGGAUACUGUCUUCUACUGUGCACCAAAGCUGCGGUGGGGGCAUUCAUGCAGCUGCCAGUCAUGGGAUCAUUUUAAAUGACAACAUCGUGUUUGACACAGUUGGGCAUGGCCUUGAUUUGGAGGGUCAGGACUAUUCUCUCUCUAAUAACCUUGUAAUUCUGAUGACACAGUCAGCGUGGUCCAAUGUUUGGGUGGCGGGAAUCAAAGUGAACCAGGCAAAGGACAUCAGCCUCUACGGCAACGUUGUGGCGGGAUCGGAGAGACUUGGCUUCCACAUCCGAGGCCACCGGUGUUCCUCCCCUGCAGCUCUUUGGUCUGACAAUGUGGCCCACUCAAGCCUUCAUGGUCUCCAUCUCUACAAAGAAAGUGGACUUGAGAACUGUACCAGUAUCUCUGGCUUCUUGGCCUUCAAGAACUUUGACUACGGUGCCAUGCUACAUGUGGAGAGCAGUGUGGAGAUCGAGAACGUCACUCUAGUAGACAAUGCUGUUGGUCUGUUGGCUGUAGUGUAUGUAUCCUCUGCGCCACAGAAUUACGUUGAAAAUGUACAGAUUGUGCUUAGGAAUUCAGUCAUUGUGGCCACGAGCUCCACUUUUGACUGCAUUCAGGACAGAGUUAAACCUUGCUCUGCCAACUUAACUUCAAAAGAUCGAGCUCCUUCCAAUCCAAGAGGGGGUCGAGUUGGUAUUUUGUGGCCUAUUUUCACCACAGAACCAAAUCAGUGGCCUCAGGAGCCAUGGCACAAAGUGAGGAAUGGCCAUGUAAUUUCAGGAAUCAUGAAACUUCAAGAUGUUACCUUUUCUAGUUUUGUUAAGAGUUGCUAUAGCAAUGACCUAGAUGUCUGCAUCCUGCCCAGUGCAGAGAACAGCGGAAUCGUGCACCCAAUAAUAGCAGAGAGGACCAGGAUGCUAAGGAUCAAGGAUAAAAACAAGUUCUACUUUCCUCCUUUACAAACCAGGAAAGAUUUAGAAAUACUUGUCUGCCCUCAAUCAGAUUGUGAAAGUCCAAGAAAAUACCUCUUUAAAGAUCUGGAUGGGAGAGCUCUGGGUCUGCCUUCACCAGUUUCUGUAUUUCCUAAAAUUGAGGCCGAAUGGACUGGAUCCUUCUACAACACAGGUACAUUUAGAGAAGAACAGAAAUGCACAUACCGAUCCAUGAUACAAGGCUACAUCUGCAAACAGACUGACCAAGUGAUCUUAAUUCUUGACGAUGCUGAUGCCACCUGGCCGAUGCGGAAGUCAUAUCCAGUUGUGUCUGUGACUAGAGGUUUUGUUGAUACCUUUAGUAGUGUCAAUACCAAUACUCCCUGCAUGGCUUCAGGGUCUGUGUCUACUUUCUAUUCCAUUUUACCCACUAGGGAAAUCACCAAGGUCUGCUUUGUGGAUCAGACUCCUCAAGUUUUGCGUUUUUUUCUCCUGGGGAACAAAAGUCCCUCCAAGCUACUCUUGGCUAUAUUCUACCAUGAACUCCACAGCCCCCAUGUCUUCUUAGGGGAGAGUUUCAUUCCACCCACUGUGGUUCAAUCAACUUCCUCAUUGCUGGAUGAGUCUGCGGGUUUCAACUACUUCAGCAUCAUGGAUAACCUUUUGUAUGUUGUCCUACAAGGAGAGGAGCCCAUUGAAAUACAUUCAGGUGUUUCCAUUCAUUUGGCCUUCACUGUCAUGUUGUCAGUCUUAGAAAAAGACUGGGAAGUCAUGAUGCUUGAAAGACUAACUAAUUUUUUGCAAGUUAGACAAGAUCAGAUUAGAUUUAUUCAUGAGAUGCCUGGCAAUGAAGCAACCUUAAAGGCCAUUGCUGACAAUAGAGUGAAGAGAAAGCUCAAUUGCCCAACUGUGACAUGUGCCCAUCAUUAUAGAGUUGGUCAACGUAGACCUCUUAUGACAGAAAUGAGCUCAUAUGGGGUCCCACCACCAACCACUAUGGAAACUAUCUCAAAAGUGAUGGUCAUUGAAGUUGGUGAUCUGCCAGCAGUGAGGAGGACUGGACUGAUUCCAUCCUUAUCAAGCAACAAAUUACAGAAUUUGGCUCACCUAGUUAUCACUGCACAACAGACUGGAAUACUGGAGAAUGUUCUGAAUGUGACUAUUGGGGCCUUACUGGUGACUCAAUCAAAGGGAGACACUGGCUAUGGAAAUACAAGCAGUCUUGAAACUACAAACUUGAUAUAUACGCGGCCCUAUGUUCUUUCAGUCCUAGUCCAGCCUUCAGAUGGAGAAGUGGGAAAAGAACUUACAGUACAACCACAACUCAUUUUUCUGAAUAAGCAGAAUCGGCGAGUAGAGUCCUUGGGCCCCCCCUUAGAGCCUUGGGUCAUUUCUGUUUCCCUAGAAGGGACAUCAGAUUCUGUGCUGAAAGGGUGUACUCAGGCAGAAACACAAGAUGGUUAUGUGAGCUUCUCCAACUUGGCAGUUUUGAUCUCUGGGUCAAAUUGGCGCUUUAUUUUUACUGUUACUUCCCCUCCAGAAAUAAAAAGUGAAGAUAUUUCUGAAUCCCAGACUAGUGAUCAAAGGAAUAAUAUCCACAUCUCAUCCCUACGCCCAGGGUCACAAAUAAAGACUGAAAAAGAAGACACCAUAAUGGGAGAAGAUAAGAGGGUGAAGGUGGUGAUGGACAAGCCGAGUGUGGAUGGGGUGUCUCGAAGAAAGGUUUGCCACCGUGUUGUCCAAAAGAAGGGGGGCAGCCGCGAAGAGGCUGCUGUGCCCACUCCCAGUAUUAACUGUGUCACAUCCCACGGGCACAUCUGUGCUCCAGGCUCUCCCGCUCAACAGGUACACCUGCAGGAGACUGGCAACUGGAAGGAGGCCCAAGAGCAGUUGGUCAGAUACCAGCUGGCAGGCCAAGAUCGGCUGCUGCUGCUCUGCUCGGACCUCAGACAAGAGCGGCAGAAACUGCAGGGGAAGAGUCAGAGUCCGCUGGGCAAGGAGAGUGGCAGCUUGGGGCUUUCCCAUGAGAAGAAAGCCCCCUGUGAUGCUAACCCGGCAACCCGCCUUUAUUCAGUACAUCCUGCAACUAUUCAGGAACAGCUGUGAUCAAGGAGCCAUGUGGGCAUUUGGCCCAAAAGUCAGAGUGUUCAAAAAUAUUUCUGGAUAAUAAGCAAGAGUGAUAAAGCCUGACAAGUGGGGACCCUAAGGAGAAUAUGGACUCUGAACUCUCUUUAUCAACUCAAAAAUGGAAAACAGUCAUACGAAUACUUACAGACGGAAACAAUGCUGACGUGUCUUUCAUAUUUAUCACUGAUCCUAGUCCAAUGCCAUGGAUUUCCCUAAAUAUUUCUUAAUUUUUACUUCUUUUAAAAUUAAGCCUCUUUAGCCUCCUGAUUUUGCUGUCUUAACAACGGUGUAAUACUGAUUUAUACCAGGAGGGGUUGUCAGUAAGUUUUCUCUAGGAUGACUGCCCAAAGCGCCUUGAGCUCCUCUUAUAGAAGGGAUCAUGAAAACGUCUGUUCUGCUAAGCUAUUUCUAUACUAUUACAGGAAAACAUUUCUUUAUCCUGUGGUAACAUUUGAAGGACAGGAGAAAACCCUGCUCCCUGAUGUAUCAGUACAAGGUGACAGGGCAACUUUCUGGUUUUUCACAAGCUGAUUUUAUUUCAUGGUUUAAAUUCAAUCAUUAUUGGGAGCACAUAACAGAGCAAACAUAUCAAGUUCGCACCUCCUGAGUACAGGCACAUGAAAACUGAUAUUCUCAUGGGCUUCACUGAGAUUUUGGUUAAGGACAAAGAUUAAAAAAAAAACCCAGCAAGUUUGGGGAAGGAAAUUGUCCAUGGACCAAAGUUAUAUUUUUCAGUAGUUCUUCCUAUUAUAUUAGUAACUGGAUCAAAAUUACAACUGGAAGAAAACUGUAUUAGGGACACCAGAGAUAAUAACCAAAAGUCCAAGUAGAUGAUCAGCUAACUCAUUUAUCACAGAACUGCUUUUUGGACAAGAUAAUGCCCAGGGAAGUGGGAAGAGAUUGUAUCAUGUGCAGCCUCUCUAGGCUGUGUGCUAGGGGGUCUAAUGAAGACCAACUGGUGUUGAUCCAUUGAAUAAGGAUGCUCAAGGCAAUUUCAUCUGUUUCAUACAUUUGCAAAGGGGUCAUCAGUGUCCAAACUAAAGGAUACUUUAAGCAGCCUGUCUGUGUCCUUGGCUCUGGAUCCAGAAGUCCUUAUGUUUAGGCCACAAAGAUGGCAGAGAUGAGGAGAAUUUCCAGGAAGAACUUGUUCUCAGUUUUUCCCAAAAUAUAAACCAGGAUUUUCUAAUCCCUGAAAGAUUAAGGGGCUGUUCUGUACCUGAAUUAGAAUGGAGGAAGGAGACAUACUCUUCUCUUGAAGAAUUUUAAAUAAUGAUGCCCUGGAGUUAUUCCCCGUGGGAAUGACUAGCAUCUUUAUCUGCAAGCAUCAAAGACAAGGUAUGUCUCUUCAUCAGCAAUUGUCAGGAAUUUUCGCAGCCCCUCUGUCCAUUCUUUAGGUGUAUUAUGAACAUCCCAAACUUUAAAACUGCCCUGAAAGGAGAUAAGCGCCUUCUGUGUGGCCCUGUAUUGGAUUCUGAAGGAGAUACAAUUAGAUAUUAAGUUGAUGUUUUCCAUGAAAUAUCAAUCCGGACUGUCUGUACUUGAGGAGGGCACUGAUGGGCAGUCUGCCCUAUAAAAAUGUACACUGGAAGUGAAAACUGGCUGCUUGCAGGGUAAAUCCUUUAUGUAGAUGUAUUUUGCUUGAGCAUGAACAGUGUUUAUAAGCAUAACAAUAAAACUUGAAUGGCUAAGGCAGGCUAUGCCUUCUUUAGCUUAAUUAGCCCCUACUAAAACUUGUCCUUUGUCUCAUUGUGUAGCUUCCUGGUCUAUGAAGUUAUCUGUCUUUGCAUGCUUUUCCUUUAAGGUGUACACUGAGAUCUCAAAGAGCUGUAACCCUUUCAUACAAAAGCAUUUCAGAACUCAGGCUUAAAACUGAGGAUCAUAAAACGAUACAGUCUUAGCACUACCUGCUGACCUGUUGGCUAUACUUUCUCUCUUUCACUCAGUGACUUCUUUUACCACCUCAGUUCCAGUCCAGAUUUCUUUCCUGAUCUUUGCACCAUAGAGUUAGCUGCCUACUGAGAAGUUCCACUAGGUUAACCCACAGAGACCAUGAAGUUAAAAUGGCCUUAAAACCUGCUCCUCCUCAUGCUUCCGCUGACACAAUGUCACAUGUCAACCUUGACUCCACAUUCUAUUUCACCCUUCCCAGUGAGCUAUCAGAUUGUAUUUCAACUCCUUGUUUACCCUUCUACCCAUCUUGACUGUCUUCCUAACUGUCCUCCAUGUGCCAGAAGACUGAUCUUUCAGGAAGUUCAGUUUGACCCUAUUUCUCUGUUGAGGAACAACAGUAACUAACCUAUUAAUUAUACUUCAGCAAAGCCUGGGAUCUCUGAGGGCAGAAACACCCAGAGUAACUUGCAGGACUCUAAUAUGUGGCAUGGAAUUUGAGUCUAGCCAGAAUCCCCUAACCCAUAGGUAAGCCAGUAGUCUUUUUCCUCCCCCAAAAAUGGAAGAAUUGGGUAAACAAUGGAAGCCAAGAGAGUAGCUCUUAGUUCAUUCAUGUCUGGAGAUGAGCUGAUUAGAUAAAGCACCACUUAUUCAGAACAUAAACACAGAUGACCAGCAAAUAUUUCCUAACAGUAACAAGCUUUACUCUUUACUCAAAAAAACAACGGGAAAAAAUGUCUUGUUCUUGUGUUAUUUCAAAGAAUCUCUUCUUGCCUCCCAUUCUGAUUUCAUACAUAUGGUAGUCUCAUUUCCCCCAAGAUACUGAACAAACCAAAAUUCUACAGAGUUCAAAAAUAUUUGUAAAUAUUUAUGGAUGUUAAAAUUGAGAGAGAAGGAUGAAGGAACUUGGGGUAGUUUCCACCAUCUCUUGAGUUUUGGGGUUUGUCUUCAGGGAAGGUUCCAGACUUUGACAGAAUGUCAUGUCUCUCAGAGUGACAGACCAAACUGAUCUGACCAGGUCUGUGUUCUGCAGCGUUCUUACUCACAUUAUUGCCCAGUGAAGCUACUGUACACCAGGAGGCCUUUAGCUCCCCCCAGGACCUGGUCCUUUCAAGGAUCACUUAGCUGAAUGACUCCCUUCUGCCUAGCAGUCUAACUCCAAAUGCAUGAAAUUACUAUACAUUGAAAUGUAUGCAAACUCUAUGCAAAAAUGAGUAUAGGGAAAUUGAGUGUAAAUCCCAUGCAAAUACAAUUCAACUAAGCUUCUAUAAAAUUGCACAUCAAUAACAGUAAAAGAUUUUAAUUAAGUCUGUCAUUUAAAAUUCAUGCAUGUAUGUAUGGAAUAAUCCAUAUUUUGUUUCCGGAAUUCAUAAUGAAUUCAAUGUCAAUCUUGAAAGAGCUGUAAGCAGAACAUUUGACUUCAUUGAGUGUAGAACAUUUGAUUUCAACCUGAACUAUAGCACUGUGACUAAUUACAGGUAUAUCUGAGAGACAAAGACAAUUUUUAAAAAGGGAUAAAACAUUUGCAUAAAGUUAAAUGAGGCUGAUGUGGUACCACACAGAAAUCUGGGCGUUUACAAUUAUUCUUCUAGCAUUUGUUAUUUUUAGACUUCAAAAAAGAACAGGGUUCUCUUCACUUGAAAUAACUCAUGAAGAGAGUAGAUUCUGCCAACCAAUCUGGUCUGAUUUGAGACAGAAGAGUUAUUCAGCACAUUUAUAGGACUUCCUAGAAUUUUCUGGGAUUUAAUGAACUGAUUGUUUCUAUACUUUUAUUUUAGUCUCAGAAUGACUGAAAUUCAUUAUUAUCACCAUAUAUUUUACUUCAAAAUUAGUAACUUAACAAGGAGAGAGUCAGUCUCCUUUUUAAAAAUGUGGGAAAUAUCCCCUUGUCUCUCUAUUUUACAGAUGAAGAAAUUGUUAGUUGUCAAACUCUUACAAUGGUCCAAGACAAAACUGGAAAUUUGUUUGAACUGUAUCUUCUUUCUAAAAAUUUCUUGAAUUUAGUGGUAUGUCCGUCUAGUAGAAUGAUGUAGAAUAUUAUUCAAGAUGUAUUGUUAGGCUAAAAAGAAUAAAUGAAGCAAAUUACCAACAAUGUGCAUAGUAUGCCUUUACUUAUAGCUUGUUUAUAUAUAGGAAAAUUAUGGAGAGAUAGACAAUACAUUUUUGAAAGUAAUAGUUACCUUUAGAGAAUGGAGUAGGAAUAUGGGUAGAUUUGCACUUCAAGUUUUAUAUUCUUUUGUAUUUCUAUAUUUUU